Messenger RNA from Prunus persica (peach), 626 nucleotides. RefSeq lists its product as uncharacterized. The record is from RefSeq and is a predicted model, not a curated record. The transcript has a single exon. NCBI's taxonomy places the organism in Eukaryota, Viridiplantae, Streptophyta, Magnoliopsida, Rosales, Rosaceae. The coding region runs from base 47 to 520 and encodes 157 amino acids.
CACCAUAAUCUCAGAAACCAAACAUCCAGACUAGACUAGGGUAACAAUGGAGCUCUCUCUGUGUCACACAAAAACACACAACUUUUGCUCUUCUUCUAUCCGCACACACAAAACCAGAGACCCUUCAACUCUCAACCCUUCUUGGGGAUUGAGACUUAGGCCAUGGCAGAAUCAUGGGUUAAGCUUAAUGCAGCAAAGAGUGGAUCACAAGAAAUCAUCAUCAGCAAUGGUGGUUCGAUGUGUAGACACCGGUUGUUCGUCGGGGCCGGUGAGCGAGAUAGAAGGAGAGCUGGAGACCGAGAUUCGACCAGAAGACGGAGCAGAGGAGUGGCUGAGAGUAGGGAGGCUGAGAGAGAAGUGUGGAGACAGAGGAAUGGUGGAGCUGUUGGAAUGUUUGGAACGUGAAGCCAUCAUGGGAGAAGAUGAAGGCAAGGAACCCAGUGACUACAACAGAAGGGCUCAGAUCUUUUAUAAGAGUUCCAGAGUUUUCCAGGCUCUCAAGGAACGUAACCAGUCUUGAUAUUCAUGUCCAAUCUUCAUUACAAUGCAACGAUUGUAUUGAUAAAUUGUUAUUUAAGGAAUCAAAAAUGUUAUAUCUUCUUGCAGCAUGUUUCAAUUUCAAGCAA